GGAUACAGGACUUCCGUCUUAAACUCCAGAGAGUGGCCUUCCGCGGAGACCGGCGGGUGGGCGAACAUGAAGUCCAGUCCUGCUAUCCAGGCUGCCAUCGACCUCACCGCGGGGGCCCUGGGGGGCACAGCGUGCGUCCUGACUGGUCAGCCCUUCGACACUAUGAAGGUGAAGAUGCAGACAUUCCCCGGCCUGUACAGGGGCCUCACCGACUGUGCCCUGAAGACCUACUCCCAGGUGGGCUUGCGGGGCUUCUACAAGGGGACCGGCCCCGCGCUGAUGGCCUACGUCGCCGAGAACUCGGUCCUCUUCAUGUGCUACGGCUUCUGCCAACAGUUCGUUAGGAAAGUGGCUGGACUGGACAAGCAGGCGAAGCUGAAUGAUCUGCAGACUGCGGCCGCGGGUUCCAUCGCCUCAGCGUUUGCCGCGCUGGCCCUGUGCCCCACGGAGCUCGUGAAGUGCCGACUGCAGACCAUGCACGAACUGGAGGCGUCAGGGAGGAUAGCAAAAAGCCAUGAUACAGUUUGGUCCAUAGUGAAGAGUAUCCUUAGAAAGGAUGGCCCCUGGGGCUUCUACCACGGACUCACGAGUACUCUGUUUCAAGUAGUACCAGGCUAUUUCUUCUUCUUCGGUGGCUAUGAACUGAGUCGAUCGUUUUUCGCCUCGGGGGGGUCAAAAGAUGAACUAGGCCCUGUCCCCUUGAUGUUAAGUGGUGGAAUUGCUGGCAUUUGCCUUUGGUUUGUCAUAUACCCCGUGGAUUGUAUUAAAUCCAGAAUUCAGGUUCUUUCCAUGUUUGGAAAACAGACAGGAUUCAUCAGAACUCUUUUAAGUGUUGUGAGAACCGAAGGAAUAGCAGCUUUAUAUUCUGGUCUGAAAGCUACUCUGAUUCGAGCGUUUCCUGCCAAUGCAGCACUAUUUUUGGCUUAUGAAUACAGCAGGAAAAUGAUGAUGAGCCAGUUUGAAGCAUACUGAAGUAUCUUGGUGAGUCUGAAUCCAAGUACAAGCCUUUGGGGACUGUAACUCAGUUUCAUGAAGUUCUAGACCAAUGUGGUAUUAUUUUUGACUUCUUGGGAGCUUUGUUUUUGUCUUCCUUUCUUAUACUCUUAAACUUUAUGGAAGAAACUUCAUUUUAUAUCAUAUAGUUUCAGUCCAUAAUUGUAUUCAAAUAGAAAAGUUGCUGCUCUUAUAUUUGGUGAGAUACACAGAGUGAGUGGGCGGCCCUAGGUACCUAAUCUGAAAAGCUAAAUAUAGUUGGGGGAAAAAGAAUUAUAGUUGAGUUUUUGCAUAAAUCUGCAUAUGUACGUGCAGUUUGGUUGGUUAUGUGUUGUGUGAAUUAAAUAGAGCUUGGUUCCUGUGUUUAAUAUUAUGUCACACGAAAAAACCG
Dama dama (fallow deer) is the source of this 1384-nucleotide messenger RNA. RefSeq names its product mitochondrial ornithine transporter 2. Gene Ontology annotation, molecular function: L-ornithine transmembrane transporter activity. Bases 67 to 972 code for a protein of 301 amino acids. NCBI's taxonomy places the organism in Eukaryota, Metazoa, Chordata, Mammalia, Artiodactyla, Cervidae. Gene Ontology annotation, biological process: mitochondrial L-ornithine transmembrane transport. The record is from RefSeq and is a predicted model, not a curated record. The transcript has a single exon.